UCGCUAGUUUCGGGUGCAAUUAAGUCUAAAAUGCCAUCGACUACUGCCGUAAAUGUAGACGGCAUCCAAUUCGAUAGCAAUGAUGUUUUGGGUCAUGGUGGCUACCAUUCAGUUUAUCGUGGAACAUAUAAAGAUCAAAUUGUAGCAGUGAAAAGAACUUUUAAGAAAAAUGGCAAAGCUCAAGAAGAUGACAACGAAUUAAAAAUUCUGCAACAGUUAAACCAUCCCAAUAUAGUUAAAUUUGUCCACUUCGCAAGCAAUGCCGACUUCAAUUACUUUGCUUUGGAAUUGUGCGACGCAUCAUUGGAUCACGUGUUCCUAAAUGAGGACGAUCCUCAGAAAUAUAAAGGACCUGCAUUACCAAAUAAUUUCGAGGUUUUCUACCAGUUAGCAACUGGUCUCAAAUACAUUCAUUCGAAGAAACUAAUCCAUCGGGACAUUAAACCGGAAAACAUUCUCAUUUCUGUGAGAAAUACUGACCAAGGUGAAGAGAUAACGAUGAAGUGGACUGAUUUUGGAUUGUCAAGAGCAGUGAGUGAACGAGGAACAUUCACAAUGAGUGGACUCAAAGGGACUAUACUUUGGUUCUCUCCCGAAGAGAUGGAAAUUAUGGGCAGAAACCUAAGCACUGAAAAAACUAGAGGCUCAAUCAAAAGCGACGUUUAUUCAGAAGGUCUUGUCUUUGGUUAUAUUCUCUUGAAAGGAAAGCAUAUUUACGGUGAAAAUCAAUAUGAUAUUGUGGUGAACAUGAGGCACAACAAUUCAACCAAUAUGAGUGAAAUUCACCAGACACAUUUAGCACGUAACUUAAUAGAACAAAUGCUGACCAACACACCUGAAACAAGAAUUACAUCUGAAGAAGUUGUUAAUCAGCUUGAAGCCAUAAAUAUCAAACUUAGCGAAAAGGAAAAACAGCUUCAUCAGCUGUCUACAUGUCCCAUAACAGAUUGUAGGAAUAACAUCGAAUCUUUAAUACAACUCGGUGUCGACUUAAACGCAAAGGAUGACGAAGGAUGGAAUGCGCUUCAUCUUUUGUGUCGAAACAAUUCAAGCCCACACUUAAUCGAUGCGAUUAAACUCUUGAUCGAACUCGGCAUCGACAAAAACGCAAAAGCCAACGAUGGAGCGAAUGCGUUUCAUCAUUUGUGUUCUAACAAUUCAAGCCCACAUUUAAUCGAUGCGAUUAAACUCUUGAUCGAACUCGGCAUCGACAAAAACGCAAAAGCCAACGAUGGAGCGAAUGCGUUUCAUCAUUUGUGUUCUAACAAUUCAAGCCCACAUUUAAUCGAUGCGAUUAAACUCUUGAUCGAAAUUGGCAUCGACAAAAACGCAAAAGCCAACGAUGGAGCGAAUGCGCUUCAUCUUUUGUGUCGAAACAAUUCAAGCCCACACUUAAUCGAUGCGAUUAAACUCUUGAUCGAACUCGGCAUCGACAAAAACGCAAAAACAAACGAUGGAGCGAAUGCGCUUCAAUAUCUGUGUCAAUUCAAUUCAAGCCCACACUUAAUCGAUGCGAUUAAACUCUUGAUCGAACUCGAUUUCGACAAAAACGCAAAAGCCAACGAUGGAGCGAAUGCGCUUCAUCUUUUGUGUCGAAACAAUUCAAGCCCAUACUUAAUCGAUGCGAUUAAACUCUUGAUCGAACUCGGCAUCGACAAAAACGCAAAAACAAACGAUGGAGCGAAUGCGCUUCAAUAUCUGUGUCAAUUCAAUUCAAGCCCACACUUAAUCGAUGCGAUUAAACUCUUGAUCGAACUCGAUUUCGACAAAAACGCAAAAGCCAACGAUGGAGCGAAUGCGCUUCAUCUUUUGUGUCGAAACAAUUCAAGCCCACACUUAAUCGAUGCGAUUAAACUCUUGAUCGAACUCGGCAUCGACAAAAACGCAAAAGCCAACGAUGGAGCGAAUGCGUUUCAUCAUUUGUGUUCUAACAAUUCAAGCCCACAUUUAAUCGAUGCGAUUAAACUCUUGAUCGAACUCGGCAUGGACAAAAACGCAAAAGCCAACGAUGGAGCGAAUGCGCUUCAUCUUUUGUGUCGAAACAAUUCAAGCCCACACUUAAUCGAUGCGAUUAAACUCUUCAUCGAACUCGACUUCGACAAAAACGCAAAAACAAACGAUGGAGCGAAUGUGCUUCAUCUUUUGUGUCGAAACAAUUCAAGCCCACACUUAAUCGAUGCGAUUAAACUCUUGAUCGAACUCGGCAUCGACAAAAACGCAAAAGCCAACGAUGGAGCGAAUGCGUUUCAUCAUUUGUGUUCUAACAAUUCAAGCCCACAUUUAAUCGAUGCGAUUAAACUCUUGAUCGAACUCGACUUCGACAAAAACGCAAAAACAAACGAUGGAGCGAAUGCGCUUCAUCUUUUGUGUCGAUACAAUUCAAGCCCAAACUUAGUUGAUGCGAUUAAACUCUUGAUCGAACUCGGCAUCGACAAAAACGCAAAAACAAACGAUGGAGCGAAUGCGCUUCAAUAUCUGUGUCAAUUCAAUUCAAGCCCACACUUAAUCGAUGCGAUUAAACUCUUGAUCGAACUCGGCAUCGACAAAAACGGAAAAACCAACGAUGGAGCGAAUGCGCUUCAUCUUUUGUGUUAUAACAAUUCAAGCCCACAUUUAAUCGAUGCGAUUAAACUCUUGAUCGAACUCGGCAUCGACAAAAACGCAAAAACCAACGAUGGAGCGAAUGCGCUUCAAUAUUUGUGUCAAUUCAAUUCAAGCCCACACUUAAUCAAUGCGAUUAAACUCUUGAUCGUACUCGGCAUCGACAAAAACGCAAAAGCCAACGAUGGAUGGAAUGCGCUUCAUCUUUUGUGUCAAUUCAAUUCAAGCCCACACUUAAUCAAUGCGAUUAAACUCUUGAUCGAACUCGGCAUCGACAAGGACGCUAAGGACAAAAAUGGAUCAAAUGCGUUUCAUUUGUUGUGUCGAUACAAUUCAAGCCCAUACUUAAUCGAUGCGAUUAAACUCUUGAUCGAACUCGGCAUCGACAAAAACGCAAAAAACAACAAUGGGUCGAAUGCGCUUCAUCUGUUAUGUCGAUACAAUUCAAGCCCAUACUUAAUCGAUGCAAUCAAACUCUUGCUUGAACUCGGCUUUGAUAGAAACGCAAAGGAGAAAGAUGGGUGGCAUGCGCUUCAUCUUUUGUGUCGAUACAAUUCAAGCCCACAAUUAGUCAAUGCAAUCGAAUUUUUUAUUCGCCUCGGCAUCGAUUUAAAUGCAAAGGAAAACGAUGGGUGGAAUGCGCUUCAUCUUUUAUGUCGAUACCAUUCAAGCUCAUACUUAAUCGACGCAAUUAAACUUUUGAUCGAACACGGCAUUGACAAGUACGCUAUUGGGAAGGAUGGAUCCAACGCGCUUCAUCUUUUGUGUCGAUACAAUUCAAGCCCACAAUUAAUCGAUGCGAUUAAACUCUUGAUUCAACUCGGCAUCGACAAGGACGCAAAGGAUAACAAUGGAUGGAAUGCGCUUCGUUUUUUGUGUCAAUACAAUUCAAGCUCACACUUAAUCGAUGCAAUUCAACUUUUGACCGAAGGCGGCAUCGACAAAAAUGCAAAGGGGAAAGAUGAAUCCAACGCGCUUCAUUUGUUGUGUCAAUACAAUUCAAGCCCACGUUUUAUCGAUGCAAUCAAACUUUUGCUCGAACUCGGCAUCGACAAAAACGCAAAGAGGAAUGAUGGAUUCAACGCGCUUCAUUUUUUGUGUUAUAACAAUUCAAGCUCACACUUAAUUGAUGCAAUCAAACUCUUGCUCGAACGCGGCAUAACCUUAAACCCAAAAGAGAACGAUGGAUGGAAUGAGCUUCACCUUUUGUGUCGAUGCAAUUCAAGCCCACACUUAAUCGAUGCUAUUGAACUCUUAAUCAAACACGGCAUCGACAAGGACGCAAGAACCAACGCUGGUUCCAACACACUUCAUCAUUUGUGUUAUAACAAUUCAAGCCAACACUUGAUCCCUGCAAUGAAACUCUUGAUUAAACUGGGAAUCGACAAGGACGCAAUUAACAACGAUGGAUUGAAUGCGCUUCAUAUAUUAUGUUUAAACAAUUCAAGCCCAUAUUUAAUCGAUGCGAUUAAACUCUUGAUCGAAGUCGGCAUCGACAAGGACGCAAGGGAUAACGAUGGAUUGAAUGCGUUUCAUCAUUUGUGUGGAUCCAAUUCAAGCCCACACUUAAUCGAUGCGAUUAAACUUUUGAUCGAAUUCGGCAUCGACAAGGACGCAAGGGAUAACGAUGGAUUGAAUGCGUUUCAUCAUUUGUGUUCUUACAAUUCAAGUCCACGCUUAAUCGAUGCGAUUAAAUUUUUGAUUGCACUCGGCUUCGACAAAAACGCAAAAACCGACGACGGAUUCAAUGCACUUCAUCUUUUGUGCCGAUACAAUUCAAGCCCACACUUAGUUGAUGCGAUUAAACUCAUGAUCGAACUCGGCAUCGACAAAAACGCAAAAACCAACGAUGGAUGCAACGCGCUUCAUCUUUUGUGUCGAUAUAAUUCCAGUUCAGAAUUAAGGGAAGCAAUUCAAAGCUUAAUCCAACACGGAAUCAACGUGGAAGAAAAGACAAACGAUGGAUGGAACGCGUUCCAUUUUUCGUGUCAAAACAAUUCAAACUCAAAUUUACUUAAAAUGUUUUCAAUUUUAAUAAAAAAUGGAGUGGAUAUCAACGAGAAAACCAAACAUAAUGAAAGUGCAAUCGACAUCUUAGUCAAGAAUCAUAUUGAUGAAAAUUUGAAAUCAAACGCCCUCAGAUUUCUAAUUCGAUAUGGGAUUCACGUGCACCUCGGUAAAAAAGCGAGUCCAAAUGUGAAUCAUUACUUUUUCAACGAAAACGAUUGUGGAGAGUUUUUAAACCUACUGGCCGAGAAAGGAAUCCGUUUGGGAUGGCAUGAGGAAUGUGAAAAUUGCAAACAAAUGCUAUCAAUUGAGGGAAAUCCCCGGUUACGAUUGCAGCACCACCACAUGUUUGGCAUCUGUUACGAAGUAUUUGACUUCCUCAUGAAACAGUUAGAAACAUGGGCAAAAUCAAAUCAAAAAUCCGGGGAAUCAGAGCUCGAUAUAAGCAAUCCAGCAGAGUGGCUGCGCAAAAAAGCAGAACAAUAUCAUCAAAAUGAAACCGAAAAAAAGUACAAAGAAGACUUGCAAGUAAUGGCUGAGGUCAGUGAUCAAGUCCAAGACGGGAGCAACUCAGGUGAUUUUAACUGUGACAACUAUGAACGCUAUUUGAGAUCCAUGUACUCGAUUGCGGAAAUGAUUAACUCCAAGGAAUCAAUGGGACAAAUCAAAUGGAUUUAUCUUUUACCUCUUGAUUUCCUCAUGGAUUACGAAGAUGAGAAAGAACCAGGCAUCAAACGAGCGAAAAUGGAAUGGGACAAAACGCUUUACAUCUGGGCACACAAAGAAACUGACAAACAUUACGGCAAAUUUAUGAAAGAAGAUGCCAACGAGGGCUUUUUCCUGCCGGACGAGUACAAGCACAAUUGUCAUGGUGAGCUUUAAUACUGCAAAUUUUGCAUAUAUUAGCGAAUAGGGAGGGGGUUCAGGUUUCCGUUUUAAUUAUUCGCAUUAUCUUCUACUUAGUUUGUAGUUUACGGUAACGGUGUAGUGAGACCUAAUUAUUAAUUCAUUUUUACGGUCCUAGUGAACGUGAAAUUAAGUUUUAAAAAAGAAAUCAAUCAACAAAAAAAAUAAUUCCCAAAUUACUACAAUAACGUUGUUUUCCCUUAAAAAAGCGUUAUUGCUUUAUCGUAGAAUUUGAUGGCAAAUUACAAGAACAUUAAGCGGUGCAACACCUUAAGGAAAUGUUUGUUGUAAUUUAUAGUUACGCCAUCUUAAUCGAUUAAAGAAUGUAGCAAUUGCUCAUAACGGAAAAAACAAACCAAGAGGGGCAAAUAGACUAGGAUAGAUUAGUCAACAGUAAGCGGGAAAAAGAUUUCAGAUGGAACACCUCCAGUUUUUUAACUCGAAACGGGAUGGAAGUGCAUCGCAAAUAUGAUGUGACGCAACAGAUGGAAACAGAAGCCUGGCUAUUUUUGGAACAAGAGUUUAUGAUUUGUUUACUGAAUAAUAGCCUAAUGUUGUGCUGAAUUUGUAGUUUCCCUAUUCUAGUAACGGCAAUAAAAUACA
This is a messenger RNA of Daphnia carinata, 6117 nucleotides long. RefSeq lists its product as uncharacterized. The transcript has 5 exons. Gene Ontology annotation, molecular function: ATP binding; protein binding; protein kinase activity. NCBI's taxonomy places the organism in Eukaryota, Metazoa, Arthropoda, Branchiopoda, Diplostraca, Daphniidae. Gene Ontology annotation, biological process: protein phosphorylation. The record is from RefSeq and is a predicted model, not a curated record. The coding region runs from base 31 to 5490 and encodes 1819 amino acids.